Nematocida parisii ERTm1 is the source of this 591-nucleotide messenger RNA. RefSeq lists its product as uncharacterized. The transcript has a single exon. Bases 1 to 591 code for a protein of 196 amino acids. NCBI's taxonomy places the organism in Eukaryota, Fungi, Microsporidia. The record is from RefSeq and is a predicted model, not a curated record.
AUGGUGAGUCUAAUUAAGCCGGAUAAGAUACCAAUGACACAUAAACUGAGUUAUUUAAUACUUCUAGUGCCUACGGUUAUAUCACUGUGCAUAAUAGUAUUACAGUAUAAUAAGCUCAUAGAACUAGAAAGUAUUAUUAAAGACAGGCUUACUGUAAUAGAAACAAUAAGAAUGAGUAAUAACACAGAAGUAAAUGAGAAUACGUCUAAUACGAAUGAAAUAGAAGAGAAUAGUAAUAAGAAAGACACUUCUGUGCCACACACAGAUACGGAGCAGGACAUACCCAUACAAGAACCAAUUAUUAAGCAUAUAAGUACUCCUAGUUCAGAAGAGAUUGUUAAUAAUCCAUUAUGUAAUAACAUUGUAAUAGAAACACCUGAUCAUACCACAUCAUUACCACCACCACCUCCACCAAUGCCCAUGGGCGGUAUACUCCCAAGUAAACUUUCUACUAAUCUGAGUGAUAAUACAAGUAAAAGCAGUAAUACAGAAGAUACAUCAAAGACAAGUACUGUAAAGAGUGAUCUUAUGGGAGAACUUGAAGGCAGGUUAGUGGGAGUACGCCAUAAAAUAGAUAAAGCAUUAUCUUAA